This is a messenger RNA of Amyelois transitella, 7773 nucleotides long. RefSeq names its product adenylate cyclase type 3 (gene Ac3). The record is from RefSeq and is a predicted model, not a curated record. The coding region runs from base 438 to 3644 and encodes 1068 amino acids. NCBI's taxonomy places the organism in Eukaryota, Metazoa, Arthropoda, Insecta, Lepidoptera, Pyralidae. The transcript has 21 exons. Gene Ontology annotation, biological process: cAMP biosynthetic process; adenylate cyclase-activating G protein-coupled receptor signaling pathway; intracellular signal transduction. Gene Ontology annotation, molecular function: adenylate cyclase activity.
CGCGGGCCGCGGGUCGUCGAUGUAGGGCGGCUCGGGCGGCGCGGCGGGCGGCGGCCGCGACAGCCGCGGCGAGCGGCGCGCGACGCGCGGCAGUCGCACGCGGCCACGUGCGCGCACCGCCUCCGCGCCAUAGACAGUACGCCCGCGCGCCCCGCCAUCGACUCGCUCAAUAUUUCGGGGACGUUAUAGUGCGAUAUUAUAUGACAGAUACCCAUUUAUUAACACCAUUAUCACAUCUCUCUUUUUACUCGGCUAGUGACAUAUAUUAAUCCUCCUAGUGCUCUAACACUUUACGGGUCAAUAGGAUAUCAAGAUGCUAUAAAUUGAUAAGAAAAAUUCUGUAACCAUACAACAAAAGACUGAUGGCAAAAUGCCCACUAUGAAAAUAAUGAAUAACAAUAAAAACCGAUAGUAGAAUGGGUGUCGCGUAAAUUACGAUGGAGAAGUCGAUGGAGCCUCAAGCUCUGAAAAAAUGCCCCCAUUGGACGUUUCUUGUGCCCCCGUGGGGAUUCACGGAUCGAGAGGAAGAGAAGCUUUAUUCAGCAUACACACAGCGGCAGAGACAACGAGCCAUACCACGGCUGCUCCUCACCGGGGUGCUGCUGCAGCUGUUCGCGACCGUGGUGCCGGGAGAGAGGGACUUGCUUUUCGCAUACACGUCCGUAGCAAUAGCGUUGUUCCUCAAUUUGACCCUGGCUUCUGUGUACAUCUGCGUCCGGUUUGCACGCCCUGCUCUUAUUCAUAUAGCAUGGCUCGUCUUGUGGGCACAGCUCCUAGUCAGUGUAUCCCGACGCCUCGGUGACUCCUACAAUGAACUUCUGGGUUGGGCUGUCGUUCUACAAUAUUUCACAUUGGCUACUCUCCCUUUCCAUUACUUGUUACUGAUACUUUAUAGUACAUUAUCAUUUUCCGCAUAUCUUUUGGUCCAAUACUACAAUGCAUCUACGUCAGAAAGCAGAUUAGCCGAGGACUUUUCCUAUCAGCAAAUAGCAAAUGGCUCACUACUGCUAGGUGCUACUUUACUCGGGGGAACAGCAUACGCAAUAAACGAGCGACAACAACGCAGCUCUUUUCAAGAAACAAAAAGAAGUUUAGGAGAUAAACUCACAAUAGAACAGCAAAGUAAAGAACAGGAACGUUUACUGCUGUCCGUACUUCCAGAGCACGUAGCAGUUCAGAUGCGGCGAGACCUAGGUCUCAUCGAUACACAAUUUAAGAAAAUUUAUAUGUCCAGGCAUGAAAACGUGAGCAUCCUGUAUGCAGACAUCGUGGGUUUCACUGCUAUUUCUUCAACUUAUUCAGCACAAGAUCUUGUCGCAAUCUUAAAUGAGCUGUUCGCACGAUUUGAUAGAUUGGCUGAGAAAUAUCAACAACUACGAAUUAAAAUUCUGGGUGAUUGCUACUAUUGUAUAAGCGGAGCUCCGGUGGAACGGGCUGACCACGCCGUUCUUUGUGUGCACAUGGGCUUGUCCAUGGUCAAAGCUAUAAAAUACGUCCAACAGACAACCAACUCUCCUGUUGACAUGCGUGUCGGGAUACACACGGGAGCAGUGUUAGCGGGCGUCCUGGGACAAAGGCAGUGGCAAUUUGACGUUUAUUCCCGAGAUGUAGAGCUUGCUAACAAAAUGGAGAGCAGCGGAAUGGCAGGCCGUGUACACAUAUCCGAAGUGACCUUGAAUUUUCUCAAUGAUGAAUUCGAAGUGGAGCCGGCACACGGUGAGCGUCGUGAAGAGAUGCUUCGCCAAGCUGGAGUGAAAACGUACUUCAUAGUGCGUGUGUUAAAACCGUAUCAGGGAGGCGAAGACAAGAGUGCCACGGAGGGCGAGGCCGGGGAGGGCGACGACGCGCUCUCCGACCUCAAAGACGACGACGAGGACUCUGUUCUUUCACCGCAAGACGAGAGCAAGGACAAUGAAGAAUUGAAAAUACUCACGAUGUUGCAAGAAGAGCUCGUGAAUAGAGAUGACGACAAGGAGUUAGCAGACGCGACUACUCUCUGCUUGACGUUCAAAGCGUCCGGCGCGGAAGAGGCGUACGCGCGGCGCAGUGACCCGUGUCCGUUGGCGGUGGCGGCUCCCCCGGUGAUGCUGCUGCCGUGCGUUGUGACCCUCGCCAGCUUCGCCGUGCCGCCGGCUUGGUCCCUCCAUGCCGUCUACCUCGCAUUGGUGCUCGAGACUGGCCUAAUUAAUGUGGUGUAUUACGCCUGCUUUCGAUAUGCUCAAUUUAAGAAAAAAUCAAUAAGUCCGUAUUGGAAAUUGACAUGCGGUACGUUCAACAUAGCCAUGUUCGUCGCAGCGAACGUUGCUCCACUGAUCAUCUGCGGAAGCUAUGAGUCCGUAUUGAUGGAUGGUUUACGAGAGGAUGCGCCUGCGCACAGCGGAGCAAGACGCUGCAUCCAUCAUUCAUAUUAUUACCACGUGGGAGCCGGGGCUCUAUGCGGGGCGCUGUGGGUGUCUCCACUCGGGGGCUGGGCCCGAGGCGCGCUGUUAGCUACGCUAGCAGCUGCGCACGCGCUUCCCGUCUUUAUCUACCCCGAACUGUUGGUGCCACGGCCAAGUCUCGACAGAGACCCCUACAGAGUGCACUUCAACGCGACCGUCGAUUAUGAUGAAGAUUUCUUCAACAUCAUUGCGCAGAUCCACACUGGGCGCAACAUCAUAAUGCUGUUCUUCGUAACGAUUGCUCUGCUUAUAUUCAACAGAUACAGUGAAUCGCUGGAGCGCGCGCGGCAUUCGCGUGGUGAGCGCAUGCGCGCGCAGGCGGAGCAGGCGGCGGACUUGCGCCGGCGCAACCAGGCGCUCAUCCACAACGUGCUGCCGCCCCACGUGGCGCGACACUUCAUGGGCGCGCGCCACCACCAUCGCGAUCUCUACAGUCAGAGCUACGCAGAAGUUGGAGUUUUGUUCGCAUCUAUGCCCAAUUUUUCAGAAUUUUACUCCGAAGAAACCGUCAAUAAUCAAGGGCUGGAAUGUUUGCGAUUUCUCAACGAAGUUAUAUCAGAUUUCGAUUUGCUCCUGGAAGAUGCUAAAUUCAGUAAGGAUAUCAUCAAAAUAAAGACAAUAAGCUCCACGUAUAUGGCUGCAUCUGGGUUAAAUCCCACUCGACAAAUGCAACCUUCAGACGGGGUUUUGGUUCGCUGGGCUCACCUCGCCUGCCUGGUGGAGUUUGCCCUUGAGCUGCAGCGUGUGCUAGCUGCCAUCAACGAGCAGUCCUUCAACCAUUUCGUACUGCGUAUGGGAGUCAACCACGGGCCCAUCACCGCCGGCGUCAUUGGCGCACGAAAACCGCACUACGAUAUCUGGGGGAACACCGUCAAUGUUGCUUCCAGGAUGGAAAGCACUGGAAAAGCGGGAUGCAUACAGGUGACAGAGGAGACGUGCCAAAUCCUGGAGAGUUUCGGCUAUUACUUCGAACAGCGCGGCCUGGUCGCCGUCAAGGGCAAGGGCCAGCUGAUGACCUACUACCUACAGGGCAAGCGGGACACAUCCAACGCUCAAACAGACAAACCCAUUACGGAGGAAGGUCGGACGUGUGAGAGCGAGGCCCUGCUGGCAAACGGCGCCCGACCGGCCGGCACUUCUCCACCGCUCCGCUCCCCGCCCCACGCAUGCGGCAAUGCUGCUCAACCUUUAUUACAAGCCUAAACCAUACUUACACCAUUAAAAAUAGCUUAAUCCGAUAUGUAUAUAAUAAUAAACAUCAUAAAAGACGAAGCUUAAAACCUUUAGAACCCUUUGCACUGCACGCACGAGAAUGCAUUAAAAGCUUAAAGUUGACUGGCAAAUUGGCAAAGGCAGUCUCAAUAAACACAGAGAGGUAUUGUUUAUAACCAGCUAGUUAUAACGAUCAUAACAAAUACUUAGUAUUAAUAAUUAUUGUCGGCGUAGUUAUAAAAAAUGCGUAGUAAUAAUUUUGAUUAUGAGAUAUAGAAAUUUGACUGUAGUGAUGUUUGAAGGUAUGAAGUUUGACAAAAACAAACUGUUUCAGAAAAAAGCUUGUAAGCUAGCAUACAACAAUAUAAAUGUUAAUAACGAGGGAAAAAUAUGGAUGUAAUAGCAUAAAACAGAGUACCUAACCAGGGCCUACUUGUGCUUGCUCGUCCUUACACCUCAUAUUACUUACUCAACAUCAGACAGAUUAAAAUUUAACGCAAUCAAUUUCCAAGUAAAAAAAAAUUUGAAUGAAUAAUUUGGAAUAAUUAUUUACACAGUACCUCAAAUAUAAUAAAUUCAAAAACAUUGGGGAAAGGCGGUCAAAAAUUAUAAAUUCCGUCCAACUAGUUACUUCAAUCAAUGAUAUUAUUCUUAAUCGUAACUAGUGGGAAGAAGAGGCCUUACCAAUUUUGAAAAGGGUUGCAUCCAUUGCUUUCACCUGUGGAAACACAGAAAUCUUAAUAUUAAUCAGAUUCAUAUGUGUGCCUACUUUUAUUGUAAUCUUUUACAAUCGUGCAGUGCAGACAAACUACCUCUCAAUUUGCUUGUAGGCAAACGUAGUUAUUAAAUUCUAAGCUUGCGGUUUGACAUAUGCCGACGGUUUGGUUUUGCUUGGAUACACUAGAAUGAACAGUACGUCUAACUUAAUGAGUACCAUAGAAAUGAAUUGAUUGAUACCUAUUGCAUGUGGAUAUGCCAUUUGCUUGAUUGCAACGGAAGCGGAACAAAAACACGACUCUUAUCCAGGUAUCAGAUUUGAAACUUCAAUUUUUUUAACACUUAUGUAACAUCGCAACAUCGUAAAACAAUAUCGUCCUUCAUCUUUGUACUUUUUUGGAUUUUCAUUUACUUUUCACUGUUAUUUAGGAUUUUUAUUUCUGCUUGUAUUAUAGAUAUAAUUUGAACACAUUAGAGUUUAUUUCAUACCUUUAGGCAGAUUGAGAUAAAACGCUUUUUUAUAGUAAAAAAAUCACAAAAAAAAACCCCAAACGUAUGGGUUUUCAUGUCAUCAUCACGUUUGUUACUUAAAUAUUUAUGUUUUAUAUUCACGUUUCUACCUGUGUAUUAAAAUCGCCAACAAAUUGCUUAAAAAUUGUGUUGUAUGGAAGCCCCUCUCAAAAAUCAAAAUAAAAAAGCGUAACUUAAUUUAAUAAUUUAUUUUGAAAGGUUAUAUUUCUUGUGUAACUAUAUACAAGAAAUUUUUUGUGAAAAUUUUAUGCGUCACCUUUUAAGCGUUACUGUUAUUGAUAUUGAGCAAAAAAUAAACGAAAAAAGCCCGUUCAUCGUAUUACCCCUAAAAUUUUUUUUUUUAUUUGCCGUUAUAGCGGCAACGAAUAUACAUAAUUUGUGAAAAUUUCACCUUUGUAGCUAUUUUUUUUGUUAUUUACUGUUCAUGCGAUACAACCUGGUGACAGACAGACGGACGGACUGACAGUGGAGGCUUUGUAAUAGGGUCACGUUUUCACUACUUAAGUACGGAAUUUCUAAUAAUAAUUCUCUUUUCGACCCAGUCAGUUGGGUAAAUCAACAUCAUAAAAUGACAUCUAAUAAAAUAGGUUUGAUUUAUUUUUUAACUAUUCGUUUAUGACAAUGUUUUUUUUUUUGCAGCAGUAUAGUCACACUAGUAGUGCCUUAUAAAAUGAAUUACUUUUAAUUAUUGAAUGAAUAACCAGAAUAUGUGUAUUAACAAUUGUCGAAACAUCAUGGUUGUAGGUACGGCGGGUCCCAUAGAUAAAUAUACCACCGUGUAUCGAUGUACAUAUGUGACAAAAUGGUACGAGUAUGCUUUUCUAGGUAUAAUACCUAGUUAGUGAUUGUGGUUUUUUAGUCUGAAUAUUUUUCUAGCAUAGGUUUCCUGUAAUUGUACAUGCCAAAAACUACUUUGCAGUGGUAAAGUGAACUCGCUCAUGUCCAAAACUAUCAAUUUUCGUUUUACGUUUAAAAUCAGUCAACCUUUCCCUAUUACAUAGACAUAUACUUUCGAUUUAAUUAGAUAUGUUAUUAAGUGGUUUAACUUUUAGCAUUAAUUUAAUAAAAUAUUUAUAAUAUAUAUCCUACGUAGAAUUAGAUUAAUUUAAAAGUAAGUAUUAAGAAGGCAGAAUUUUCAAGCCUUUUAUCAGUAAAAUUAUUUUAUUCAAGUACAAAAACGCCUUUGCGUUUUUAGCACUACUUUUAUUUGAUAUAUAUUUAUUUAUUUUAUUUUAUAACACACUAGCAGCUUAUUAAGCUGAUGCGUGUGUAUCCAAAACUUUGGAGAUUCUAUCUAAUCUAUUCUUAAAACUGUUGACCGAAGGUGCAGUGACAACACUCUCAUUGAGCCGGUUCCAGUCUCGAACUACACGAUUUGAUAUAAAAUUUUCCUUGGGUUUCCUCUUUUAUUUAUAUGUAGGUACAAAAUUGUUCCAUAUGUACUGAGUUAUAAUUUGUCAAUAUUUUAUGAAACACCAGCUGCUUUAUCAAAAUGGAUUGUGAAAUUUCUAAUAAUUUUCAUCAUUAAAUCGUAAAGUCCUAAUGUUAAGAGAAAGUCUGUGUUGCCUAAUGAUUGUUGCUAAAUAGUUCAGGUGACCUGUGACGUAGUUUCAUUAUUUUGGAACGUUAAUUUUAUUGGUAAUUGGCCCUAAAUGUAUAGUUAAGUGAGAGAAUACCUAUGUUAAUUGAAAUUUUAAUAUCGCGUUGUGUAAUUAGUCGUUAUUUAAACAAGUUCUUUAUUUGUAAUGUAAAAAGAAUCCUCUUUUAAAAUUUUAUCAUGUACGAUAUAUUGCCGCAAUACCAGCAAAACUAAUGAGUAGAAACAAUAACAGUGUAAUGCUAUAAAAUUUGCGGGAAAGUAUUUUAAUUUUUAACCGGAUACCGGAGGAAACCUACACACUCAGGCAACUGGAUUUGUAACCACGGAUGCUACCGGGACUUAAACCAGGAGAAAGAAGAUAACUACUUAUUUAGUUUGGUGAAUUUAUUUGAAAUUCAUUAAGAUUGUUGUCUGUCGCCAUGGCCUCAGCCGCCAACUCUGUUAAAUUAAAUUUGCUAAAGACACAUACAAACAGUAUAAACAUAAAGAAAGAAUAACUAAAUGCGAUAAACAUUGGUCACAUACCUAUGUCAUUAAAUACUUGAUGUAUUCCUUGUAAUUAUUAUUUGUUUGUGCCAUAUCGAGAUCUUGUAACAUGUGCGAGAAUGAUGCAUACUCGUAGGUAUUGUCUUGUGCGUAAGAAUGCCAUGUUUCAGUUAUGUAACUCGAAUAUUGCAGAUAAAUCUAUAGAUUAUGGUCAGUCAGUCAAUGUUGCCUCAUCUUCACUUUCGUGUAUUAAGUAGCUAUAUUGUGAUAUUCAUUAUUAGGUAGUUGUAGGUAUAGAUUUUAACAACAUCGAUAUCGCUUAUGUUUCUUAGAGACAUGAAUUAAUGUUUAGGUAUAAUUGUGUAGUAAUAGUUAUAUCAAUAUAAACUGUUAUGUUCUGUAUUCAGUACCUUAUUAUUUAUAAAAAAAAACUGCUUUCGUAAGUCGCCUAGCUCUAGCCUAAGUACAUUCUUGUUUUCGUGAAAGCAAUUUCUAUAAUCAUGAUAGAUGUAGGUAUCGUAACUACACAUUAUCGAUGAUAUUAUGGUUAAUAUUAUAUAUUAUAAAAAAACUCAAAUGUAGAUUUUUGUGGUGAUAUCAUUAUGUAUAUACUCGUAAUUACUUACCUACGUCUACUUAGAAAAAGUAUUUUUCUCUCUAGUGAUAUAAUCUUCCUGUGAUUUGUGACUAUUGAUAAUUUUAUACUAUAAGCUCAAUCAUUCCAAGGUUGAACUUUUCUUGGCUAUAAUUUAUUGAAUAAAGCAAUAUCUAUAAUGUAUUCUUCAA